AUGUUGCUUAAGAGUGCCCUAGUACUUGCUGGCGUCGCGCGGUCGCUCGCAGCUGCUGUACCGCAGUCGAGCUAUGAAUACCCGCGUCCGCUGGUUAGCUCGAAGCCGUUGCAGGAUCUUGUCACUACCGAAGGUCUCUGGGGCAACCUUGUCAAGCUCGACGGAAUCGCAAAAGCCAAUGGCGGAAACCGCGCCUUCGGCUUCCCGGGCUACGCAGCCUCAGUCGACUACAUUCUCUCGCGCACCAUGAACUCGUCAAACUUCCGCACCUGGACGCAGGACUUCCCUGCGCUGUUCCAGCACGUCGACUCCAUCAGCUUCAAAGUCGAUAACGCCUCGUACACGGUGAUAGGACUUUCGUAUUCGCCUUCUACUAGUGCAGAGGGGUUCACGGCACCGCUUGUGCUUGGUGCUACCGGUGAUGUGGGGUGCACGAACGAGGGGUAUGCGGAUUUGGACGUCGCGGAUAAGAUCGUGCUCGUGCAGCGAGGAGCGUGCCCAGAUGGGACUACGUUUGCGGGCAGGAUGAAGCCUGCAGCUGCUGCCGGUGCCAUGGCGGUCAUUCUCUACAAUAAUGUUGAGACGCCUGUUACAGCUGGUACUUUGAGUAAUCCGAACCCUGAGGAAUACGUACCCACAGGGUUUAUCAACUUGUCGGACGGAGAAGCCCUCGGUGCGAGGAUUGAGGCGGGCGAGGAGGUGACUGCGUACUUCCAGCAAACUCAGACGGUCGAGACGAGGAUCACGCAGAAUAUCUUUACUGAGACAAUCGACGGAGAUGCUGAGAACGUCAUCAUGCUCGGUGGCCAUCUUGAUAGCGUUGUAGCCGGCGCCGGCAUCAACGACGAUGGUUCCGGCUCCAGCCUCGUCCUAGAGAUCAAGACCGCUCUCGAGAAGUUCCGCGUCAAGAACAAAGUCCGCUUCGCAUGGUGGGGAGCUGAGGAAAACGGCUUGCUCGGAUCGAAGUACUACACUGCGAACCUCAAUGUUUCCGAAGCGAACAACAUUCUUGCAUACCUCAACUUCGACAUGGUCUCGCGCGGGUACUUCGGCGUUUUUGACGGCGACGGCAGUACGCAUGGGCUUGUCGCGCCGCCGGGCAGCGACUUCAUCGAGAAAACGUUUGUGGACGAUCUAACGAAGAAGGGUAUCAAUGUUACCGCGGCAAGGUUCACCGGUGGAAGCGACUACCAGUCGUUCUUCAACAUCGGCAAGCCGGUAGGAGGACUCCAUACGGGUACGGGCGUUGAACAAGACCCCUGUUACCACCAGGCUUGUGACACGAUUGAGAACCCGAAUGCGACAACAUUGACAGUCAAUGCAAAGGCUGCCGCACACGUUCUGUCGAUUCUGGCAACUCGAGGGACUGAGUUCAUACCUAAGAAUCCCGUGAAUGCGACUAUCACAAGUCGUGGGCUUGUGGGACGAGAGAUCCAGUGGACUACCGACGAGCAUGACAGACAUCUCGCUACAUGCGGGAACAAUAUCUAA
Messenger RNA from Didymosphaeria variabile, 1491 nucleotides. RefSeq lists its product as uncharacterized. Gene Ontology annotation, biological process: proteolysis. Bases 1 to 1491 code for a protein of 496 amino acids. Gene Ontology annotation, molecular function: metalloexopeptidase activity. The transcript is spliced from 3 exons. The record is from RefSeq and is a predicted model, not a curated record. NCBI's taxonomy places the organism in Eukaryota, Fungi, Ascomycota, Dothideomycetes, Pleosporales, Didymosphaeriaceae.